AUGCUUCCCCGUGACCUUCCCACGCGGACCGCCUUUUAUGAUCCUGUUGCGGAGCGCCAGAUGAGCCAGACAGACGCCAAACUUUUCUACCAGCGGAGCCAAAUCGGCCAGCUAAAGACAGGCAGUGGUGUGUGGUCUCAGGGCCACUCCACGCCCCCUCACGGCAGCCCCGUAAUUGUUGGCUCCGAGCAUCGUGAUAUCCCUGCCGGCCCUCGAGACCUCGAGUACCCUGUGGAUUCGUCCCCAUUGGCCAAAGAAAGGACCAUAUCGAAGGUAAAGGCCGCGGCACAUGAGGGCGCGAUGCUGCCGGAUCUGACUCAACAGCGGCUUGACCAAACUACUGACUUGGAGAGCUUCCUGCCCCCUCGGGACCAUCCUUUUCGAGAUGGCCCCGAACCGCUUGGGAAUCGUGGCCCAGCUGCUAAUGUGGGCUUGGAUCACAACACUGGUUCCAAUGUCCGCGCCCCGAAUCAUCCUGCCCUUGGUGUAGCCGCCUUCUCGGACACGGACCCACACAUCACGGCUGAGCUCAGUGCCAUUUCCAAGAAUAUUCAGAGCAUUAUGGACCUUCGAGAGAGGUAUAUUGGGCUAUCACUUCAGGGGCCGGACGACAAUCCUCGGGAUGAUCCGUCCUGGUCAAUUUAUCCACCUCCGCCCCAGCCAGCCUGGGGAGCAGAGCACGCAAGAGCCGUCGCCCCCGGCGAGCACCACGCCAGCACGUCCAACAGCCUGACCGGUAGCAUGGUGUUGCCCCCUGCCGCUGAUGACCUCGCGGGCCGCCAGGCACCUGGCGUUGAAUCGAAGCCAACGGCCAAGAAGCGAAAGCCUGGCCAAGACAUUGGCGAGGAUUUUGAUAUGGACGAUCUCUUACCCCUUCCCUCGGCCGACAAUACAAGGUUCAAGCUCGACGACAGUGGUGUGUACCAAGUCUUUGAGGAUGAAGCGGCCGAGGCCAGCGGGAACCCUAUCAUUAUGGUUCCUACUAUCCGUGAAUUUUACAUGGAUCUUGACCAGAUCCUAAGUAUUUCAUCGGAUGGUCCUAGCAAGAGCUUUGCUUUCCGUCGCCUUCAGUAUCUUGAGGGCAAGUUUAACCUGUACGCGCUACUCAACGAGUACCAGGAGACGGCGGACAGCAAGAAGGUUCCCCACAGAGACUUUUAUAAUGUGCGCAAAGUCGACACUCACGUUCACCACUCUGCCUGCAUGAACCAGAAACAUCUUCUGCGUUUCAUCAAGAGCAAGAUGAAGAAGUGCCCCGAUGAGGUUGUGCUUUACCGCGACGAUCGCCAUCUUACCCUGGCAGAGGUGUUCCAAAGUAUCAACCUCACCGCAUACGACCUUUCUAUCGAUACCUUGGAUAUGCAUGCGCACACCGAUUCCUUUCACAGAUUCGAUAAGUUCAAUCUCAAGUACAACCCAAUUGGCGAGUCUCGCCUUCGGACAAUAUUUCUCAAGACGGACAACUUUAUCAACGGACUGUACUUGGCCGAAAUCACCAAAGAGGUCAUUGCCGACCUUGAGUCGAGCAAGUACCAGAUGGUAGAAUGGCGGAUUUCCAUCUACGGUAAAUCGCUCGACGAGUGGGACAAGCUCGCCGCCUGGGUCGUGGACAACAAACUCUUCUCUCACAAUGUCCGCUGGCUAAUUCAGAUCCCGCGCUUGUACGAUGUGUACAAGGCGAGCGGUCUCAUGGACACGUUUGAGCAAGUGGUGAAGAACGUCUUCGAACCUCUAUUCGAGGUGUCAAGGGACCCUUCGAGCCAUCCAAAGCUUCACAUCUUCCUACAAAGGGUUAUUGGUUUCGACAGCGUCGACGAUGAGAGUAAGGUGGAAAGGCGUCUAUUCAAAAAGUUUCCAGUUCCCAAGGUGUGGGAUUCGAAGCAGAACCCUCCGUACAGCUACUGGAUUUACUAUCUGUUCGCCAAUAUGUCGUCGCUCAACGCGCUAAGAAAACGCCGGGGGUUUAACACAUUCGUGAUGCGGCCACACUGUGGUGAAGCCGGCGACAGCGAACACCUUGCUGUGGCUCUCCUCUGUUGCCACAGCAUUAGCCACGGCUUGUUACUGCGCAAGGUUCCGCUCUUGCAAUACAUUUUCUACCUUGAGCAGAUCGGUAUUGCCAUGUCGCCGUUGAGCAACAACGCGUUGUUCCUCGCCUACGAAAGAAACCCGUUCUACCAAUACUUCCGCCGCGGUCUGAACGUGUCUCUCUCAACAGAUGAUCCGCUGCAAUUCGCCUUUACUAAAGAACCACUCAUGGAAGAGUACGCUGUGGCCGCUCAGAUCUACAAGUUGAGCCCGGUGGACAUGUGCGAGCUUGCAAAGAAUUCUGUCAAGCAGAGUGGUUUUGAGAGUGCGAUCAAGGAACAGUGGCUGGGGCCCAAAUACAAGCUCCCUGGCAAAGCAGGCAAUGCUAUGGUGAAGACGAACGUCCCAGAUCGCCGAGAAGAGUUCAGAUACCAAACCCUAAGGGAGGAGCGUGAUAUGCUUCACAAGUACAUCGCCUAUGGCGCCAAGGGGUCGUCUGAUUCCACUGUUACGGCUGACCAACAGAGCGUGGCCCAAAGCAUCAUUGGCGGACACCAGUCGGCGGUACUCCGCGAACACACCAACACGGGUAGCGAGCUCGCCGCUGCUACUGCCUCUGAUGAGCGAAAUGAGAAGGCGGCUUGGCCAGGCAAUGUUGGCAAUGUUGGUAAUGUGGCGGUUCCCGAGAACGAUGUGGUCGCUUCUCCUGCCAGCCUUACACCUUCCAUAGAAGGGUCAUGGCCGGCUAAUGCCCAUACAUCAGGGCAAGACCCCAAGCUGUUUCCAGGAGUCUUCAGCCGAGGCCAGGUGGGCAGCAACCAGUGA
Colletotrichum navitas is the source of this 2853-nucleotide messenger RNA. Its product is annotated as AMP deaminase. Gene Ontology annotation, biological process: AMP metabolic process; IMP salvage. Gene Ontology annotation, cellular component: cytosol. The transcript is spliced from 3 exons. Lineage: Eukaryota; Fungi; Ascomycota; Sordariomycetes; Glomerellales; Glomerellaceae. Gene Ontology annotation, molecular function: AMP deaminase activity. The coding region runs from base 1 to 2853 and encodes 950 amino acids. The record is from RefSeq and is a predicted model, not a curated record.